This is a messenger RNA of Paralichthys olivaceus (Japanese flounder), 3618 nucleotides long. RefSeq names its product Ets2 repressor factor like 3 (gene erfl3). Gene Ontology annotation, biological process: cell differentiation; regulation of transcription by RNA polymerase II. Lineage: Eukaryota; Metazoa; Chordata; Actinopteri; Pleuronectiformes; Paralichthyidae. Gene Ontology annotation, molecular function: DNA-binding transcription factor activity, RNA polymerase II-specific; sequence-specific DNA binding. Gene Ontology annotation, cellular component: nucleus. The record is from RefSeq and is a predicted model, not a curated record.
GAGAGAGAGAGAGAGAGAGAGUGUGGAGGACUGGAAGAAAAAAAAAGUCCGUAAAGAAAGAGAGGCUCCUCACUCCGACGCUAAUUUCUGUCAAACAAGUACCGAAGCUUCGCGGCGGAGAGAUGUCAACCAGCGGCCAGGAUGCGGCGGUGGAGACGGAGUGAACCGGACACUUAGAACUUGUUGGAGGAAGAGAGAGAGAGAGAGAGAGAGAGAGAGAGAGUGAGAGAGAGAGAGAAGAAGAAGAAGAAGGUUUUUCCUGAAGUCGGGACGGGAGCUUCGUCUUUCCGCCGCAACUUGAGAGCAGGUUUCUACGCUGCUGCGGUGCUGGUGGUGACCGGACGAGAGGCGACACAGGACCGCACCGCGAGGUCUGUGCCCGCUGUGGAAAGCGCUCGAGCGGGCCCUUCAGCGCGGCUGGAGCCCGGAGGAAAAGAGGGAGAGAGACGGACCGAGAGAGCGCCGUGGUUCGCGGACACAGCCGCUGAGGCAGUGCGGUCAGAAAAGUUUCACCUAGUUUUCCUUCACCGGGAACUAGCGGCGGAAGAAGAGGCCGAGAGACUUGACUUUUUUUAUUCCCACGAGCGACUUAGUGAGGCACCCAGCCGGGUUUGGUGAACUUUAGCCACCGUCCUGCUAAGUUAGCCGAAGCGGAGAGAAUGAAAACACCCGGAGACUCCGGGAUCGCCUUUCCAGAAUGGGCCUACAAGCCAGAGUCAAGCCCUGGGUCCCGGCAGAUCCAGCUGUGGCACUUCAUCCUGGAGCUACUCCGGAAGGAGGAGUAUCACGAUGUCAUCGCCUGGCAGGGGGACUACGGCGAGUUUGUCAUCAAGGACCCGGAUGAAGUGGCCCGACUGUGGGGGGCCAGGAAGUGUAAACCCCAAAUGAACUACGAUAAACUGAGCAGGGCACUGAGAUAUUACUACAACAAGAGAAUCCUUCAUAAGACUAAAGGCAAGAGGUUCACCUAUAAGUUCAACUUCAAUAAACUGGUUUUAGUCAACUACCCCUUCAUCGACAUGGGCUCCACAGGAAGCAGCGUUCCUCAGAGCGCCCCUCCUGUCCCCACAGGUGCAGGGUCCCACUUCCGCUUUCCUCCUUCAACACCUUCUGAAGUUCUCUCCCCCAAUGAGGACUUGCGCAGCCCCGGCAUGUUCAGCUCUGUGGCCCGACGAAUGGCACGAGGCUCAGUCAGCGACUGCAGCGACGGCACCUCUGUCAACUCUGAGAUUGAGGAGGGCAACACAGGAGCGGGAGAGGAGAGAGGAGAGAGGGGUGUGAGCGGAGGAGGACCUGGUGGUGGAGGAGGCUACCGGAGUAUCAUCCAUCCUCGUCUGUCUCAUGAGACCCUCUUCCGCAUGUACGGAGGAGGCAACCCGGCCGGCCACCCAGGCUCCCGUGGCCCCGCAGGGCACCGUAUCCACCCAGAGCCCCUGUCCCCCUUCCCUGUAUCCCCUCUGCCAGGGCCAGGAGGAGCUGGCCUCCUGGCCCCUCCUCUGUCCCCUGCACUCUCCAUGACCCCCACAUCUCACCUAAACUACACUCCUUCACCCACCUUGUCCCCCAUGUUAGGCUCCCAUUUCUCCUUCAAUCCAGAGGACAUGAAGCGCUACUUGCAGGCCCACACCCAGUCAGUGUACAACUACGGCCUCAGCCCUAGAGCUUUCCUCCAGUACCCCAACAUCAUUAUCCCGCAGCCCCACCGACCCAUGGCCGACAAGUCUGGUCUGAGUGGAGAAAGAGGAGCGGCAGAGAGAGCAGAAAGAGCAGCGGCAGGCGGAGGAGAGAGGGGAGGAGAGCGGCACCACCAUCCACCUCUGGCUCACUCCGCCCACCACCAUCCGCAUCCACCUCACUCUGCCCACCCUCACCCUCACCCCCAUUCCCAUCCAAUGCAUCACCCGCUCCAUUUGGGUGAGGAGCCUCCACACAUGUCUCCCUUCAAAUUCAAGUUGCAGCCACCGCCACUGGGCAGGAAGCAGAGGGAUACUCAAAUCCAGAGCAAACACAGGCAGAGCUCGCUGUCCUCAGGCUCAGGAUCUGGGUCUAUGUCGUCUACUUCGGGUCUGGGGUCCUCGCUGUCGUUUGGCAGUGAUCUGAGCUCAGCCAGUGGCUCAGGCCUCAUCUCUGCCUCCUCUUCAACGCAGUCUCUAAACAGUGCAGGACUUCCCAAGAUAAAGGUGGAGCCAAUCUCUGACAUAGAGUCAGAGGAAGAGGUGGAGGUGACCGACAUUAGUGAUGAGGACCCAGAUGAAAGAGAUGAAGAGUUCUUCUCCACUCGCCACUCAAGAGCCUCUGACCACCGCAACCACCACCACUUUGCUAACGGCACAGCCGCACCCCAACAUCAACACCACCAUGAUGAGGACCUGGACGAGGAUGUCUUCAAAGCCCCUGCUCCGCCUCCACCUGGCCUGAUGCCCUUUUUCACCUCGCAGCACACACACUCCGUACAUCGUGGGGUGCCCACCCUCAAGAUUGAACCCAUUGAGCCAGGGGAGAGCAGCACGCCUCCACCUCAGAUGGGCUCAUCUCCCCAGACCAAGUGCAUCCCCCUGAAGCUGCGCUUCAAAAGGCGCUGGAGCGAAGACCAGCGUAUGGAAGCCUCACAGGAGGAGUCGGACGAUAAGAAAGUACGACCAGAGGAGGAGAGGGAAAGAGGGAGGCAAAGCAAUGGACGGAUGGAGAUGGAGGAGGACGGGACAGGGAGUGGAGAAGGGGACAGUCCUCCCCCAUUGGCGUACGAGGGCUCUUUAGCCACACCGUUGGCCUCACAUAGGAGGGUGAGCGCAGAGCUGCAUCGUGCCACUGCACAGCUGUCGCUGGAGAACAAAGACUGCUGAUGAGAAUCACAGCAUUAACACUACUGUCCCAGUAGCACAGGAGUAUGUAAAUGGUUCCUCUGUAAUCCCUCUCCCAUACUGACAAACUAGAUUCCUGAGCAGCGUUUGACAGACACACACAUUCAAAAUCAACUCCUCAACGGCAGCCAGUCAGGUCCCGCAGCUGUGUUCUGUCCCCUCUGGGACACAUCCUUUGGGAGGAGGGACACACUCAUACUCAGCCAUCCCAGGCACGGUGACUGUAACAGGGCUGAAAUCAGACGGAUGCUGCCUCACGAAACCUGGCCUCUAGUUCACCUCCCACCUGGCCAAUGAAGCUCCAGAUGCCCUGUCCCAGUAGCACGGCUCCUGCCUUCAGACCCCGACUGGUAGGUUCAGCAGCCAGUCAAGACUUUCCUCAGGGGACACACACACUCCCUUACAGCCCAGCAACACAAACACACACACGCUCCUCCCGUGAUACUUUUCUUUCAAGACAACAGGACUCUGUCAAGUGCCUGUAUCCAAAACCCACAGCCCAGGAAUGACACGGAAGAGAGCAAAGAUGGGAGAGUGGGACGGAGGAGGACGGCUUUGAGUCUGCCAGAUCACAAGGACACAAAACGAAAAGUGUGAACGUGUAUGACUGAAGAGCGGGGCUGUUGGUGUCUGACUGACUCUUAAACCCGACCCACUCCACUCAGGGAAGCAUAUUGCUGUAUGUUUAUUUGAUUCAUGCACACACUUGGAAAAAAAAAAAAACAGCCAACAGUUAAUGGGACUUGGGGGCUAAGGA